Molecule: messenger RNA, 1991 nt
Organism: Ornithodoros turicata
Lineage: Eukaryota; Metazoa; Arthropoda; Arachnida; Ixodida; Argasidae
Gene: hdm
Product: meiosis-specific with OB domain-containing protein-like
Exons: 12
Coding region: 410-1846 (478 amino acids)
Biological process (GO): resolution of meiotic recombination intermediates
Molecular function (GO): single-stranded DNA 3'-5' DNA exonuclease activity; single-stranded DNA binding
Source: RefSeq, a predicted model, not a curated record
UCGCGAAAGGAGCACAAAGCCGAAUUAAAUUUCCCGCUCACCGGGACGGCAGCGGCGCACAGGUCUAGCAGACGACGCGCAGUCGGAUUCGUAACAUUUGUUUUGUAAAUCGCUAGCGCAACGACAGUGCAUGAACAUUCAAACGUUUCAAAAUGUAUAUUUAUUAAGAAUUUUACCAUUCGGCCCUCGUGAUUUUUCCUAUUGUCCUAAACAGAUGAAAGCGUGUCCGAUAGCAGACGACGCUCUAGGUGGAAGUCUUUCUGCGCUGACAGGAAUUAGCAUUUGUACCAAGUUUUUAAAAAGAAAAACUUUUUAUCUGAUAUUCUAGACGAUAAUUCUCGAAAGCUACGGACUGUUUGUAACGCAAACAGCGGGAGGGUUCAGACAACUGAUCACCGCAUACAUUAAGAUGGCUAGUUGGAAAAAAGGUCGCGAAGGGAAAGCGGGCGUUCUUGAAAGAGAAAACGUCGAAAACAGGGUAUACAUCGCUAAAAUGUCGCAAAACUUACAAAAGGCGACGGUGUACGGUGUCGUCAUCGCUAAACAGAGCCCGCGGACUGUGUCACCUAGCGCACAAACUGGUGAGGAACGGUGUGUCCUCAACUUCACCAUGAGAGACAGUGAAGUGGAUACGAUCAAUGUGGCAUGCUGGGGAGACUCCGCAGAAGUGAGGGCCAUCGGCUCCUUGUUUAGGAUAGGGGACUGCAUACAAAUCACCAAUGUUCUGGUAAAACCACGCAACAUAGGAACAGCUAGCGAUAGCUUUGCUCCAAGGGUUUCCAGCCAAUACCAACUUGUGGCAAACAUCGGCAAAGACCAGUGUGAGCUGAAAAUGCUGGAAGAAUCCCUCUUCUGUCAGUUCAUGCCACUGCUACAAGUUCCAUCUGGCUCUGCGGGGGAUGUGACGCAAAUAGCAGACAUACUGUACUGCGGUCGAGGCAUGGCAGAUCAGCAUGUCACCAUGCUGGUUGGUGUAAAAGGGGUUGGUCCUCCAACACCAGUAUCGACGAAGGAUGGAAGGCAAGCCCAAAAGGUCGAAGUUUCAGUAUUGGAUCAAUCGCACCAUGAUUUCAAAGUCCUCUUAUGGGAUGAAGAACUGAUACACUUGUCGCAAUUCUGGAAGGAAAAAGAAACAGUCUUAUUUAUUGCAGAUGUUCGAGUAAGAUUUAAUCAGUUUUUUGGAAUGACUGCAUCAGCCAGUGGGAAGACAGUGGUCACUACAAACCCCAAUAUACCUGAAGCAGGAGCACUGUUUGAGUAUCUACAAAGUGUCGACCUGACUGGCACUGAGUUAGGAGGGACAAUGUUGGACACCACCGUGUACACGGCUAAACAGAUUGGUGACGAAGUGGCCACCAGAUUCCAGACUGGCAGCGCGACCCCGUUUAGCGGCAUUUUAUUUGCCAUUCUCUCACAACUGGACCUUGAUGGUCCAGGAGUUAGGCUGACAACAUUCCGUUGUGGACACUGUAACUUCCGUGUGAAACCUGAGACAGGCUGCACCAAUGAAGGCUGCCCGACCACACGUGGUGAAGCAGAGCCAGAGGUUACGGAAGAAUAUGACAUUCCCGUUGUGUGGACAGAUCACACCGGUUCCAUCCUGCGUAGCCGAAUCACGGGAUUGGUUGCGACUGGACUCUUUGGAGUUAAAGUUGAGGAAUUUGUGAAGAUGUCCGAGAAAGAACUGACAUCUCUCAAGUGGAAGUUUUUACUGGAGCGCUUCAAAAUGCAAUUCAAGGUUAGCCUCAGAACGGGUGCGAAAGGAUCAGAACCAGUUCUCAGGGUGAUCUCUUGCGAACCCGCCGAUCCUCGGGAGUAUUUGGAAAAAGUGUUCCACUACUACUGAAGCAGAAGACAGUAUUCGCACUCUUAUUUGUUUUAUUUCGUUAGUAGUACCUUUGUUUCAUAGUUUUUAUCUGACACACAUUUGUACAAAAGUGUUUUCUCGUAUUGCACAUUAAAACAUCUUGUAUUUAAUAACCUCAAUUCUC